Messenger RNA from Syzygium oleosum, 788 nucleotides. RefSeq names its product protein C2-DOMAIN ABA-RELATED 7-like. The record is from RefSeq and is a predicted model, not a curated record. Lineage: Eukaryota; Viridiplantae; Streptophyta; Magnoliopsida; Myrtales; Myrtaceae. Bases 139 to 639 code for a protein of 166 amino acids. The transcript has 3 exons.
CAAGAUAGAAAAAGCAGAGAAAAAGACAAGGUCAAUAAGAAGCCACAGAUUGGUGUCCUCUGUAACGUGUGAUCUCUCUCUCCAUCAUAUCGCUGUUGCUGUGUGUUUGGUGUCUGCAAGAAGAACAAGAAGAAGAGAAUGGAGAACAUAACAGGGCUUUUGAAAAUUCAGGUGAAGCGAGGCAUCGACCUCGCUGUCCGCGACAUUCUUAGCAGCGAUCCUUACGUUGUCGUCUCCAUGGCUCAUCAGAAAUGGAAGACUCGGGUGGUGAAAAACAGCUGCAACCCAGAAUGGAAAGAUGAGCAGACUCUUUCCAUUACAGACCCCAACAUUCCAAUCAAUCUAGCUGUUUACGACAAGGACAUGUUCACCGCGGACGACAAAAUGGGAGAGGCCAAGAUCGACAUCAAGCCUUACAUGGAUGUUAUAGAGAGGCGGCUGGAGAACCUCCCGACCCCCACCACGAUUGCCAGGAUCCAGCCUUCCAGGGACAAUUGCCUGGCGGAUGAGAGCUCGAUCGUGUGGAGAGACGGCAAGAUCUACCAGGACAUGGUGCUUGGGUUGCGUAACGUCGAGUGCGGCAAGGUGGAGGUCCAGCUGGAGUGGAUCCACGUCCUCGACAGCUCUCGGCGCCUGUGAGUCGGGUCACCUUGUGCCAAACCUCAAAUCUUCAACGGUUACCUCUGGAUCAGUCUCUAAAUUCGAGUCGUUCUGCUUUAUAAAUAUUUUCUCGUUAGUACGUGCUGAAUUUAUGAAAAACGCAAUCUUAUAAAUAUUUUCCCGCCUAA